Messenger RNA from Cucurbita maxima (winter squash), 1963 nucleotides. RefSeq names its product protein ASPARTIC PROTEASE IN GUARD CELL 1-like. NCBI's taxonomy places the organism in Eukaryota, Viridiplantae, Streptophyta, Magnoliopsida, Cucurbitales, Cucurbitaceae. The transcript has 3 exons. The coding region runs from base 112 to 1566 and encodes 484 amino acids. The record is from RefSeq and is a predicted model, not a curated record. Gene Ontology annotation, biological process: proteolysis. Gene Ontology annotation, molecular function: aspartic-type endopeptidase activity.
UCCUCUUCUUCUUCUUCUCCUUCUUCCUCUUCUUCUCCUUCUCUUAAAUACUACACCUCCUCUGUUUUCGCUUCUCAACCACUCCUUGCUUUUCUUUAUCCUCUCCUUUCAAUGGCCACCUUUCUUCUCUUCCUUCUCCCCCUUCUUUACGCCUCUUUUUCCGCCGUUCUCUCCCGGACCUUGCCUCACGCCCCUCAAACCUCCGUGCUCGAUGUCGCUGCUUCCAUUCACACCACUCGGCAGGUCUUUGCAUUUCAGCCUCAAUCUCCAAUGCGAGAUGAAAGUACCGUCUCGGACUCAUCUUCCUUGACUCUCUUGUUGAAUUCCAGGGUUUCCAUUAUGAAAACCUCGCACACUGACUACAAAUCCCUCACAUUAUCCAGACUCUACCGCGACUCUGCUCGAGUCAGAUCUUUGACUGCAAGGAUGGAUCUAGCCAUUCCAGGUAUUACUGGAGCAGAUCUUGAACCACUCCCGACUGGUGGUGCUUCGCAAUUUGGGAUGGAGGAUUUCGAGAGUCCGAUUGUCUCAGGCGCGAGUCAGGGGAGCGGUGAGUACUUCUCCCGAGUUGGAAUCGGUAGGCCGCCGAGUCCGGUUUACAUGGUGCUCGAUACUGGUAGUGAUGUAAGUUGGGUACAAUGCGCGCCUUGCGCUGAUUGCUACGAGCAAACCGAUCCAAUUUUUGAGCCUACUUCCUCUGCUUCUUUCACGUCUCUGUCCUGCCAAACACAGCAAUGUAAAUCGCUCGAUGUUUCUGAGUGCCGGAAUGGUACUUGUCUCUACGAGGUUUCUUACGGCGAUGGUUCUUACACCGUCGGCGAUUUCGUUACUGAAACUGUUACUCUCGGCUCGACUUCUCUCACCAACAUUGCUCUAGGCUGUGGCCAUAACAAUGAGGGUUUGUUCAUCGGCGCCGCCGGUUUGCUCGGACUAGGAGGCGGCUCGCUCUCGUUCCCUUCGCAGCUUAAUGCCUCGUCUUUUUCGUACUGUCUCGUGGACCGUGACUCUGAAUCCACCUCGACUCUCGAUUUCAACUCACCGAUUCCUCCCGAUGCCGUAACCGCGCCGCUGCACCGAAACCCUAAUUUGGACACUUUUUUCUACCUCGGCAUGACAGGGAUGAGCGUCGGAGGUGAAAUUCUUCCGAUUCCCGAGACGUCGUUCCAAAUGAGCCAAGACGGAAACGGCGGCAUCAUCAUUGACUCCGGCACCGCCGUGACGCGGUUGCAGACCACCGCUUAUAACUUGUUGCGCGACGCGUUCGUUAAGAAGACGCACGAUUUGCAGUCCGCACGUGGCGUGGCGUUGUUCGAUACUUGUUACGACUUGUCGUCGAAGUCGAGAGUCGAAGUGCCGACGGUGUCAUUUCACUUUGCGGACGGGAAAGAGUUGCCGUUGCCGGCCAAAAAUUACCUGAUACCGGUUGACUCGGAAGGAACAUUUUGUUUCGCCUUUGCCCCUACCGAUUCAACGUUGUCAAUACUCGGGAACGCACAGCAGCAAGGGACACGUGUCAGUUUCGACCUCGCUAAUUCGCUCGUUGGGUUCUCGUCCAACAAAUGCUAAUUAUUAUUUAGUUCUUAUUUUAAUAAUGGAAUUUUCGUCUUAAUCCCGUUCUUUUAUUAAGCUAAUCGCUCCAUUUUCAACAGGCUCUUGUAAUAUAGAUGAUGAAUAGACCACCGGUUAACGGUAACUGGCAAUAGUCGUAAAUUCUGAGAUGGCAUGAGGGCAGUACUGGAAAGAAGUGGAUAACGUUAGGAUUUACGAGGUCCAAUUAAAAAAUAGUUUUUGUUUUUUGUGGUGAAAUCCAGAGGAAUGGGAAACAGUUAAACGGUCAACUGCAAGUUGCAGGUUAGUCGUACGUUGAACAUUGGAUGCCGAGGCUGUGACGUUGAUUGGUCUGUCUUUCUUUAGCCUUUAGUUCUUGUCAUUUCCAAGUUUAUUUGUAAUAUUUUUUAGUUUU